Molecule: messenger RNA, 465 nt
Organism: Trichoplax adhaerens
Lineage: Eukaryota; Metazoa; Placozoa; Uniplacotomia; Trichoplacea; Trichoplacidae
Exons: 3
Coding region: 1-465 (154 amino acids)
Source: RefSeq, a predicted model, not a curated record
AUGACCUAUAGUUAUUCGGUUGUCGGAACUGAAUUAGUUGGUGAUAUAGCUAAUCUCGCCUCUUUAAGUUACUAUAUUACCUUUGGUAGAGCUAGUUGUAAGUUAGAUAUUUCUCGUUUCAAUCUCAUAUUAUAUCAAGCUCGCGAAAAUGUUAUUAUACUCUAUAUGAUCUGGAUUGAAAAUCCGUUUAGUAGCUAUUCAGAUUUUGAAUCUGAGCCACCUUUCGUUUGGACGUUAAUAGAAUCGCUAUCAUUUAAGAAUUAUAAGGAUGUAACGUAUCAUAGAGGAUUUCCUGUGGAUGCCCCAUUUAGUGAAUGCAAUUCAUCGUGGGCCUUAUUUCGCUUAAGUGCUGCUAAAAUGAGUUCUAUUAUAGCUGCAUAUGGAUCAGUACAUUUUCCCGCAAUAUGCAAUUUUAAUCCAAAUAUAGGAACAAGAUUAAAAAAUCGUCGUGAUUAUUCAAGAUAA